Molecule: messenger RNA, 851 nt
Organism: Racocetra fulgida
Lineage: Eukaryota; Fungi; Glomeromycota; Glomeromycetes; Diversisporales; Gigasporaceae
Source: the annotation of a GenBank genome assembly
UAAAAAUCUCAAAAAAGUUCUACCAGGGUUCUAGUCUGGGGCCUAAAACUUCUACACUUUCUUUGCAGGCAAGCGUGGAGAAUUUGGCGAGUAAGUUUUUGCUGGAUUUUUUUUUUGCUACUACUAACUUUAAUGCUUCUAUAUCGACCACCAACAACUUAAUAACUAACACCCUACAACAGAACGGAAAUAAAACUAAAGAAAAGAUGGACGACAUACUUGACACACCAAACGAUGAAAAAAAAAUGGGAAAAAGCGAUAAUAAUUGGGAGGGUAAUAUGAAUGAGUUGGCUCAACAAAUCCAAGAAAUGAAGAUCGGCUAUAAUAAACUUGCCGCUCAGUUGACAACCCAAGCUGAAGCUAAUAAUCCAAGAACAAGGCCCCCAGCCAGAGUGACCACGAUGGUUACAUGUUACAAGUAUAGUAAAAAAGGCUACUAUGCAAGAGAAUGUCUGACCGAAAGAGAAGCCCCAGUUCCCUCCGAAAGAAGACCAGCCCAACCAAGUCACACUCUGAGACAUGAGGUUGAAGCCAAUUAUGGCAACAUUAAUGCUGACUAUGAUCUUGAAAGGGAAGUCUUCGCAAGAGAAAGGUACCAGCCCUACCAACGACAGAAUAAUAACCGCCCACCAAACUCUGAAUCACAAUGGGAAGAUCGUCUAAGAAAUAGAAACAAUGUUAAUAUUCAACCAAGAAAAACUAGGGAAACUUAUCCAAUAAUUAAUGAUGAUGAUUUAAUGCAAUACCUGGAAGAGAAAAUCAGCAAGAUGAAUGUCAGUAAAGAAUUAAACGACGAGCAACAAAAGGAGGCUAAAGAAAUGCUAAAGAAGGAAAAAGAAGUUUUUGCAUAA